Molecule: messenger RNA, 360 nt
Organism: Aspergillus luchuensis
Lineage: Eukaryota; Fungi; Ascomycota; Eurotiomycetes; Eurotiales; Aspergillaceae
Exons: 1
Coding region: 1-360 (119 amino acids)
Source: RefSeq, a predicted model, not a curated record
AUGUCACCGACCCUGACUAAAGAACAAGUCGCCCGCAGGAAGGAAUAUCUCAAAUACCGAGACAAGAUGUAUUCAAUCGAGAAAGACGAGCUCUUUCCGCUUCUCGAGCAACGGUUCGAUAUGUGCAACAAGGUCUGCGACAGGUCCGAGAUUGAAGGCCUUUUAGAGCCUUAUCGAGAUGCAUAUCGACCAAAUACCACUCCGCAGAAGAUCUCGGAGAUAAUUCAGCUGAUUGAACUGACCAUCAAAUUGUCCCUGUUACAGCGGCUUCCGGUGGGUUCAAGGGAUUAUUAUAAGGAGUUCGGUCUUGAGAGGCUGUGUGAGGAUGUUACACGUCUUUAUGGGGUUGUUGAAUUGUAG